Trachemys scripta elegans is the source of this 2312-nucleotide messenger RNA. RefSeq names its product acetylcholinesterase-like. NCBI's taxonomy places the organism in Eukaryota, Metazoa, Chordata, Testudines, Emydidae. Gene Ontology annotation, biological process: choline metabolic process; acetylcholine catabolic process. Bases 168 to 1859 code for a protein of 563 amino acids. Gene Ontology annotation, molecular function: acetylcholinesterase activity. The record is from RefSeq and is a predicted model, not a curated record. Gene Ontology annotation, cellular component: plasma membrane. The transcript has 4 exons.
GCUUGCUGCUGCCAGGGUAAAUAAACUCAGGUGGCUGCAUCCUGGCUGGUGCUGUCAGUGCCAGAGAUGAGAGCCACUUGGCUCCAGCAUCAGCAGAUCCCCCCCCAUCGUGCUGAGCUGGGAUCUGCAGUAGGAGCCACAGAGCCGUGCCUGCAGCAGCUGUCGUGAUGCUGGGACUCCUCCCUGCGCUCCCCUGCCUGCUCCUCCUCUCCCUGCCGGGCUUCAGCUCUGGCUCCGAUGACGACGGCACCGUGGUGCUCACCACCAGCGGCCCCAUCCGGGGCAAGCGCCUCCCGGCCGGCUCCAGCACAGUGACGGCCUUCCUGGGCAUCCCCUACGCCGAGCCCCCCGUGGGGGCCUUACGCUUCCAGAAACCACUUCCCCACCAGCCCUGGAGCCACGUCCUGGAGACCACCAGCUUUGGGAACGCCUGCCACCAGCCGCUGCUUACUGGUUACCCUGAUGCCUAUAUGUGGACACCCAAAACGCCGCAGUCCGAGGACUGCCUCUUCCUCAACGUCUGGGUGCCCCAUCCCCGGCCCCCCACGCCGGCCCCCGUCCUCGUCUGGAUCCACGGCGGGGGGUUCUUUGUAGGUGCAGCCUCCUUGGAGCUCCAAGAUGGGCGCUUCUUAGCCGCCACCGAGAAUGUGAUCGUGGCCUCCAUGAACUACCGCCUGGGGGCGCUGGGCUUCCUGUCCCUGCCUCCGGCCGCCCCGGGGAACGCCGGCCUGUGGGACCAGCGCCUGGCACUGCGCUGGCUGCGGGACAACGUGGCCGUCUUCGGCGGGGACCCAGCUCGUUUGAUGCUCUUCGGCCAGAGUGCUGGGGCUGCCUCGGUCGGCUUCCACCUCCUGUCCCCGGGGAGCCGGCCCCUCUUCACCCGUGCCGCGCUGCAGAGCGGUGCCACCACCUCUCCCUUGGCCUGGUUUAGCCCAGAAAUGGCCAAGGAGAUAGGCCGAGCACUGGGCCGUGACCUGGGCUGCACCGAUUUCAAUGACACCGCCCUGGUGGGCUGCCUGCAGGGGAAGGAGCUGGGAGACUUUGGGAAACGCAUUAUGUCCAUGCCUGGGUCCGUGCCGACCGUAGACGGGGAUUUCCUCCCCGAUGAGCCACUGAGACUCCUGGAGGCCGGGCACAGCCAGCCUAUACCCCUCCUGGCCGGUGUCACAGCCAACGAAGGCUCCUACCUAAUCAUCACUGCCCUUAACUUCACCAGGGUGAAUGCCAGCCACGUGAGCUGGGAGGAGCUGCUGGAGGUGCUGAGGGUGACAAUGCCGGGGCUGCCAUGGGAGGGCGUCCAGGCGGCAGCAGAGCGGUACAACCAGAAGGGGCAGGGCUCGGCGUGGUACCACCGCACCAUGGCUCACAUCAUCAGUGACUAUCAUGUGGUGUGCCCCAUAGCCAAGACGGCUGGGCAGAUGGCGGAGGCCGGCAGUCCCGUGUAUGCCUACACUUUCACCCACCGCCCCAGUGGCUUGUCUUCCCCCAAAUGGAUGGGGGUGCCACAUGGCUCUGAGGUGCCCUACCUGUUUGGGACCCUGGCAUCCGUGGGGGGAGCCAACCACACGCACACGGAGGCCGAGGUGGCACUGAGCCGCAGAGUGAUGCGCUACUGGGCAGAGUUUGCCAGAAGUGGGAACCCCACAGGGGCAGGAGGCAGCGGGGAGCAGUGGCCUCGUUACAAUGCAACAGAGAAGAAUUUUUUCCGUAUCGGAACGGAGCCGCCCCAGGUGGAGGGGACGUCGCCCGCCCGGCUCUGUGGCGUCUUGACACCAUUGGUCCCAAACUAUCAGCGGCUCAAGGCCCAGCCCAAAGGAACUGCUGAACCAGCAGGGGAGACAGAACGUCUGGAGGACUGAGCACCAUGGAGAAACACAGGAUCUUCAGCAGGAAAAGCCCAGACCCCCUCCGCCAUCUCAGCUAUGGGAGUUAGGUCCAGAUUCUCAUGGGUAUUUAGGUGUCGAAUGGGAAUUCGUUACCUAAAUAGCUUUGAGGAUCUUGGCCUAACUCUCCCAGCUGGGCAUCGGUAGCAUUUUUGUUGUAGUAAUGCUGGCCGGCCACUAGAUGGAGACAAGAUCCGGCACACUCAUCCCUCUUCCUAGCAUCCCUACAGUGAUACCUUUAUGUGCAGUAUAUAAAUUGGCCACUAGAUGUCACUGUGGAGGGGAAGCUGUCCCCUGGUCAACAGCGGAGACAAAGGAGGGUUGCGACUGCAUUUUGAAAUCUCUGCUUGCCAGUGCAUCAAGUUAAUAGCCGAAGUUAGCUGGCUCAAAGCCCUGCUUUGUCGGUGCAAUAAAUUCGUUAGACUACAA